GAGAAAGUCUGAAGAGAAGCAAAAAUCACUGGAUGUAUUCAGAGGCAGAGAGACACCUGACACCAAAGUCUAAGUCCUCUGCCUGCCUGGGAAAUCUUGGGGACAGAUCUCCUGAUCUAACACCGAUGAGUUCUAGUGACGAAGAAAGCUCCUGCUUAGAACAUGUUGAGGAACCUCCUGGAGUCGGAGGUAAAGGCUCGAAGGGGCAGCUCUACUUCAUGGAUCAGGAAACCAGCAACAAAGAUUUUCUGACUGAAGAUGAUAUUUAUUGCUGCUGCCUCUCCAAGACCCUGCUGCACACCUCUACGCCCGUGACCAUCGGCUUCUACUGUCCCGUUGGGAGCCGUUUUAAUUCGCUGCUUGAUAAAAUAACAGCCUGCAUGCUCAAAGAAUCCAUUCAGAGAGAAGAAGAGGAGCUGAGAAAAUCACACCAAAAGCCAAGAAGACCUGAAGGUUGGGGCUAUUUUCUUCUCCUGUGGUAUCUGCUCUUCUACCAGCCAGUGAUCACUGAAGUCCACCUUAGGAGGGAGAACAUUCAGUUCCUCUUCAUCAGGUUUAGUGCUUGGCAAUAUGCUGGCAGCGAUAAGCUGUGGGCGGGGCUGGUCACCACGCUGUGUCAAAGCAUCCGCAAGCACUUCGGUGCCCUGCCUUUGAGCUUUUACCAUGUGAUGGGGAAAAGGCCCAGAUUUGCCUCUGGCUUUAGCCAAGACGAAUGGCUUCUCAACAAAAGGACCUGCCUUUCCUUAGGAGGCCUCGUGUUUGUCCUAGUGGCUGGUGUAAGCCUGCUCUCAGUGGCGAUCUUUGUUCCAGGAAUAAAAGACAGCAGUGCGUUAAAGGUCAUUGGCAGUGCUACCACCGGCCUGUCUGGAUCAGGAAUAUUAGUGACUGUUUUCUCUGUGGUUAAGAACAUGGUUAUCAGCCAGAAGCAGAAAAUUGAGAAGAUGACAGACAGCGAGAAGUUUAGCAGUCACCUUGGCUUCAUGAGUGAAGUGAAGAAGGAGAUCGAGAUGCUGACCAGCUUUGUGUAUUACAUGGAGAUCUAUCAGAGACGGCGGCUACGCAUAGUGCUGGAGAUCACCAGUUUGGAUAUGUGCUACCCAGAGAGGGUCGUUGGGGUUUUGAAUGCAAUAAACACUUUGCUCUCGGACACUAACGCCCCAUUCAUUUUCAUCCUGGUGAUAGAUCCCAGCAUCAUUGCACCGUGUUUGGAACAAACCAGCUGCAUGAAAGGAAUGGCCGAUAAUGGGUACCUGUUCCUGAACCGAACAGUGACUUUGCCUUUUUCAAUACCAGAGAUGGGCACAAAGUCCAAACUGCAGCAUUUGCAGGAUGCUGUCCAGAGCCGGGAGGACCUGAUGUACAAAAUCAUCACAAAAAACAUGGAAAGAGGAGUCAGGAACGUAAAGGGGAAAAUGAUAAAGCUGGUAGAUAUGGAGACGUCCAGUGAAAUGGACCAAAGCCAAAUCGAUGCCCAAGCUGUGAGGUAUAUUCAUGAAGCAUUUCAUGCUCUGCACAAUCACACUGAUUGUCUCUAUAAAUACAUCCCAGACAGCAUUAUUCAAAUGAAAAGGAUAGUCAACACAAUUCCCAUCACCAUCAGACUCAUGCUGCAACAGAACAUUAUGAGACAUACAAUGUCUCCAAGGUCCGUGGCUGCAUGGGUGGUCCUGGCUAAUCAAUGGCCAUGCCGCCUGAGUUGGGUGUUGCAGUGCCUGGAGGACAGGCAGCAGAUUCGACCAACGGAGGAAUUCAGGAACCAGUCCUUAUGGGGAAUCUUCGUGGAAAACUGUAAAGAGCUGUAUUCCAUGCACAAAGUCCUCCAGAAUAUCCUGGCCUUGGAUGGGGACCCUGAACUCUUUCAGAAUUUUUUGUCUAAUGAUUUUCCUUUCACAGUACAGGAGGCCAACACCUUUCUAAAGUCCACAAUCAAUCUGGACCAUUCAAUAAGGCAUAAAUUGGGACUAAUACGAGGAGUUAAUUCACUGAAUAAGGCAAAUGAUACAAGCGUAACUAAGUCUUCAGUUAAGACUGUCCAGGUGUCUACGGGUGUGCAGUGUUCUGGUAUUGAGGAGUGCAGUUAA
Gopherus flavomarginatus (Mexican gopher tortoise) is the source of this 2081-nucleotide messenger RNA. It is a transcript of the gene NKPD1, whose product is annotated as NTPase KAP family P-loop domain containing 1. Lineage: Eukaryota; Metazoa; Chordata; Testudines; Testudinidae. The transcript is spliced from 4 exons. The record is from RefSeq and is a predicted model, not a curated record. Bases 33 to 2081 code for a protein of 682 amino acids.